Molecule: messenger RNA, 1728 nt
Organism: Fraxinus pennsylvanica
Lineage: Eukaryota; Viridiplantae; Streptophyta; Magnoliopsida; Lamiales; Oleaceae
Source: the annotation of a GenBank genome assembly
AUGGCUGCUAUAACACCUUCAACCAAUACAACAAGUUCUUGGAUUAAGCACAAAAAUACUCAUCAAACAAAUUGCUCUCUACAAACUAUCCAUUUCCCAAAGCAAUCUACCAUUCAAAAUCCACCUCCUUUUACAGUACCUACUGUUAGAAAGGAAGAUUCAAAUUCCCCUUCAAAACCGCAAUGGAAUUUUAUUCAAAAAGCAGCUGCACUAGCAUUGGACGUUGUGGAGAAUGCAUUGAAUGUGCACGAACUCGAACGCCCUUUACCGAAAACAGCAGACCCGGGAGUUCAGAUUGCCGGGAAUUUCUCUCCGGUGCAGGAACAGCCCGUCAGGCAGAGACUUCCGGUGACUGGAAAAAUCCCGGAAUCCAUUCAAGGAGUGUAUGUAAGGAACGGUGCUAAUCCAUUAUUCGAGCCAAUUGCGGGUCAUCAUUUCUUUGAUGGAGAUGGAAUGAUCCACGCCGUGCAAUUCAAGAAUGGUUCUGCGAGUUAUGCCUGCAGAUUCACUGAAACUCAAAGGCUGGUUCAAGAACGGUCUUUGGGCCGCCCUGUUUUUCCUAAAGCCAUUGGUGAACUACAUGGCCACACGGGUAUAGCAAGAUUGAUGCUUUUCUAUGCCCGGGGAAUGUUUGGCCUUGUUGAUCAUAGUCGAGGCACCGGUGUCGCUAACGCCGGUUUGGCCUAUUUCAACAACCGGUUAUUAGCCAUGUCUGAAGAUGACUUGCCGUACCAUGUACGCGUGACUGCAUCCGGUGAUCUUGAAAGCGUAGAACGAUACAAUUUCGACGACCAGCUAAAAUCCACCAUGAUUGCUCACCCCAAGAUCGACCCGAUUACCGGUGAACUCUUUGCCUUAAGCUACGACGUGAUACAGAAGCCUUAUCUAAAGUACUUCAGAUUUUCAAGAAAUGGACACAAGUCUGAGGAUGUCGAAAUCCCAGUUUCCAAGCCAACAAUGAUGCAUGAUUUUGCUAUCACUGAGAAGUUUGUGAUUGUGCCUGAUCAGCAAGUGGUGUUCAAGAUGUCGGAAAUGAUAAGUGGUGGCUCGCCCGUCGUGUAUGACAAGGAAAAAGUAUCGAGGUUCGGAGUAUUGGAUAAGUACGCGAAAGAUGCUUCGAGUAUGAAGUGGGUUGAAGUGCCUGAUUGCUUUUGCUUUCACCUCUGGAAUGCAUGGGAAGAACCAGAAACUGAUGAAAUUGUAGUCAUUGGUUCAUGUAUGACUCCACCAGACUCGAUUUUCAACGAAUGUGAUGAGGAAUUGAAGAGUGUUUUAUCCGAAAUUCGACUAAAUUUAAAGACUGGAAAAUCUUCUAGGAGGCCUAUCAUGUCUGAGAGGGAUCAAGUGAAUUUAGAGGCAGGAAUGGUGAACAGAAACAAGCUCGGGAGAAAAACCCGCUACGCGUAUCUUGCCAUCGCAGAGCCAUGGCCUAAAGUUUCUGGUUUUGCUAAAGUCGAUCUUUUCACAGGUGAAGUGAACAAGUAUUUUUACGGCGAUGAAAAAUAUGGUGGCGAGCCUUUUUUCCUCCCUCAAGAUCCUAAUUGUGAAGCAGAAGAUGACGGAUACAUUCUAGCCUUCGUGCACGAUGAAAAGGCAUGGAAAUCAGAGCUACAAAUUGUUAAUGCCAUGAGUAUGAAAUUAGAGGCCACAGUCAAGCUCCCAUCAAGAGUUCCUUAUGGUUUCCAUGGCACAUUCAUAAGUGCUAACAACCUAGCAAAUCAAGCCUAA